This is a messenger RNA of Trichoderma virens Gv29-8, 222 nucleotides long. RefSeq lists its product as uncharacterized. Gene Ontology annotation, molecular function: DNA-binding transcription factor activity, RNA polymerase II-specific; RNA polymerase II cis-regulatory region sequence-specific DNA binding. Gene Ontology annotation, biological process: negative regulation of transcription by RNA polymerase II; cell differentiation; anatomical structure morphogenesis. NCBI's taxonomy places the organism in Eukaryota, Fungi, Ascomycota, Sordariomycetes, Hypocreales, Hypocreaceae. The transcript has a single exon. The record is from RefSeq and is a predicted model, not a curated record. The annotation marks the transcript as partial.
CCUAUCACAGGUUUCAUGUUGUAUCGACAGCAUCACCAAAGUUCGGUGGCGAAGGAUAACAAGGGUUCAUCCAACCCUGAGAUAUCCAAAAUAAUUGGAAACAUGUGGAAGCGCUUGACGGAGCACGAGCGUGAAAUCUGGACGCAACUCGCUGAAGAAGAGAAGAAACACCACGCACUCAAAUAUCCAGGCUAUCGAUAUAAGCCGAACCGCAGACCCAAG